Messenger RNA from Sorghum bicolor (sorghum), 2674 nucleotides. RefSeq names its product protein ACTIVITY OF BC1 COMPLEX KINASE 1, chloroplastic. Gene Ontology annotation, molecular function: protein kinase activity; ATP binding. The record is from RefSeq and is a predicted model, not a curated record. Bases 283 to 2325 code for a protein of 680 amino acids. The transcript has 15 exons. Lineage: Eukaryota; Viridiplantae; Streptophyta; Magnoliopsida; Poales; Poaceae. Gene Ontology annotation, biological process: protein phosphorylation.
CCACACAAAGACACAGGGAGAGAGAGGCAACGAAAAAAAAGGGCCGUUCCUCUCCCCCCCGCCCAAACCAAGAAGAAAGUGAGAGCGCGCCGCGACCGCCAGCCAGCCGGCCGGCGACUCGGCACUGAGUGGGGACGAUUCCUUCAGUUCGCUCCCAACAAAUUCGUGGGGGAGGACAGGGGAAGAGGGCGGGGUCGUAAGCCGCCGGUUCUGUAGUCAGUGACCGUCGAGGAGCACGCAAGGUUGCCAUCUUCUCCAGUUACCAGCAUUUGAGGCAGAAAAAUGGAGCUCUGUACAGCUUGUAUCUGGACUUCAGCACAGUGGUCUCACACAAUAACGACCAACCGGCGACUGGCAUACCAUGGAUUUGCAAAUUCGAGUUUCUCAGCGCCCCAAAGGAGGAGGCGAGCAGCACUCUAUGUCAUGAAUGCCGCAUCGACCGGUGCUCCAAUAUCACGUCAAAACAUAACGCAACUUCCACGCACCAAUGGCGCAGUUACCAAAAGUAUAUCCACUGACAAACCCAGCAGUGCAAUGGAGCAACUUGAUAUCGAACGUGGUGUCUGUAUUCCUUUCCGAAAGUACACUCCAGAAAUGGUCAGGAAAAAAGUCUUGGAUUCAAGAGGUUCCAUACUGUCCCUUGCUAGUCGGGGAGUGGAGAUAGUUUGGAAACUUGGAUUUUACUGGUCAUCUCUUGUGUAUGACUUCUUGGUUGGACGGGAUGAAGAAAUUGUUCCAUAUCGUGCCCGGCAGCUCCGUAAUCUUUUAUGUGAUCUGGGCCCAUCUUUCAUAAAAGCAGGACAGGUUCUAGCCAACAGGCCUGAUAUUAUUCGAGAGGAUUAUAUGAAUGAACUUUGCAUCUUGCAAGAUGAUGUCCCUCCAGUCCCUAACCAGGUGGCUUUUACCAUAAUUGAGGAGGAACUUGGCCAACCUCUAGAGAGAUUGUUCAGCAAAAUUUCAUCACAGACAAUAGCAGCUGCUAGUUUGGGCCAAGUUUACCGCGCCACACUUAGAGAAACUGGCGAGGAUGUCGCUAUUAAGGUUCAGAGACCAGGAAUUGAACCAAUAAUAUACCGAGAUCUUUUCCUGUUCCGCACUUUGGCUUCAUUUUUGAAUGGGAUUAGUCUUCAGAAACUAGGGUGCAAUGCGGAGCUUAUUGUUGAUGAAUUUGGUGAAAAACUUUUGGAAGAACUUGAUUACACUCUUGAAGCUACAAAUAUCGAGGACUUUCUAGAAAAUUUUAAGGAUGAUCCAACUGUCAAGAUACCUCGAGUGUAUAAGCAGCUUUCAGGUUCCCGUGUUCUGGUGAUGGAGUGGAUAGAUGGAAUUAGAUGUACGGACCCACAGGCUAUAAAAGAAGCUGGAAUUGAUGUGGAAGGUUUUCUCACAGUUGGAGUCAGUGCUGCUUUGCGUCAGUUACUUGAAUUUGGUCUUUUCCAUGGAGAUCCACAUCCUGGAAAUAUUUUUGCAAUGCGUGAUGGUCGUAUUGCUUAUGUCGACUUUGGCAAUGUGGCCGUUCUUAGCCAGCAAAACAAACAAAUCCUAAUCGAUGCUGUUGUUCAUGCUGUUAACGAAGACUAUGCUGAAAUGGCAAAUGACUUCACUAGGCUGGGUUUCCUUGCUAGUGGUACAGAUGUAGCCCCAAUUAUUCCAGCUCUGGAAUCCAUUUGGCAAAACUCAGCUGGAAAAGGCUUGGCGGACUUCAAUUUCCGGAUUGUGACUGGGAAGUUCAAUCAGCUUGUGUACAACUAUCCAAUCCGCAUCCCAGAAAGGUUUUCUUUGGUUAUUCGUUCAUUGUUGACGCAAGAAGGAAUCUGCUUUACACUAAAGCGUGAUUUUAAGUUUCUUGAGGUUGCCUAUCCAUAUGUAGCAAAGCGUCUGUUAACAGAUCCAAACCCUGCUCUCCGUGAACGCUUGAUUCAGGUGCUAUUCAAAGAUGGGGCAUUCCAGUGGAAACGACUAGAAAACCUUAUAGUUCUUGCCAAGGAGAAUGUGACUAAGAUGAGCAGCAACCCUGCACUGAAAAAGAAUAGUUCGCAAGCUGUAAGAAAUCGACAAUUGGAGAGCAAACUUGAUCUCACUGAAACAAUAAAAGAUGGAGCACGGAUGUUCCUUAUCGAUGCUGGUAUCAGGAGACAACUUAUACUGGCCUUCACUGAAGACUCCAAAUUGCAUGUAGAAGAGCUUGUGGAUGUAUACAGACUGGUCGAAGAUCAAAUAGAUAUGCCUUCAGUUGCCCUUGAGGUUCUUCAAGAUUUACCAUCUGUUGCACGUGACUUCAUGCUUUCCUGGAGUGAUUCCAUCCUGUCAGAUCGCCAGUACUAAUGAUCUUUUACAUAGGGCCCUGCAUGGUUAUGGUACCUCGAUAUGAUCUACAAGGAAAAUGGCUAGACAAGAAUUCCUUCUCGCUGUAUACAGUUUGUUUUUGCUUUGAUUUUUGUAUAGCAAAAUAUGCAAUGUGCAGUUUUUUUUCUUUUCUCCAUUGUCAAUUUCUCUGCACAUGCCAUUUGUAUAGUAUAGCGCGAGGGAUCUUGUAUAUAAAAUAAAAUGAGCUCGUGAUUCGAAUGUAGUAGAAAUAGAUGUACACAGUUAGCAUUCAAAUCAAAUACAUGUAGAAGCAUCAAAGGCUUCUAAGCAUCAAAGGCUUCUAAGUGUGUUGAUCGUGUUGGAUUUA